Arachis stenosperma is the source of this 1188-nucleotide messenger RNA. Its product is annotated as WAT1-related protein At4g08290-like. The record is from RefSeq and is a predicted model, not a curated record. Gene Ontology annotation, cellular component: plasma membrane. The coding region runs from base 1 to 1122 and encodes 373 amino acids. Gene Ontology annotation, molecular function: transmembrane transporter activity. Lineage: Eukaryota; Viridiplantae; Streptophyta; Magnoliopsida; Fabales; Fabaceae. The transcript is spliced from 6 exons.
AUGGGUUCUGAAAAUGAGUGCGGUAAAUUAGGGCUCUUGUGGAGAAAAACAAAGCCAUAUCUAUUAAUGAUUGGCUUGCAAUUUGGUAUGGCAGGAAAUUACAUCUUCGGCAAAGACGUGCUUAAUCAUGGCAUGAGUCGUUUUGUGUUCAUUUUCUAUCGCAAUGCCAUGGCUACAGUUGUGCUUGCUCCCUUUGCAUUAAUCAUUGAAAGGAAACGUAGGCCCAAAAUGACACUCCCAGUUUUUCUGCAAAUAAUGAUCUUGGGACUUCUUGAGCCAGUUCUCAACCAGAGCUUCGCAUAUUUGGGAAUGAAGUACACUUCUGCUUCAUUCACAUCUGCUAUUACCAAUGCAGCACCCUCCAUCACCUUUGUACUUGCACUUCUUACAGGGUUGGAGCGUGUAAAAAUAAGAGAAGUAAGGAGUCAAGCAAAAGUGAUUGGAACGUUAGUAACAUUUGGAGGCGCCGUUGUAAUGGCACUUUACAAGGGUCCUGGAUUCAACAUUUUUCAUUCUGCAGCAGCAACAAUUCAGAACAAUGGAGAUGCAGGACUCGCUUCACACAAACAUCAAACUGUUGGAGCUCUUUACAUUCUCAUCGGUUGUGUGGCGUUGUCUUCUUUCUACAUAUUGCAGAGCAUAACGGUAGCGAAGUAUAGAGCAGAGUUAUCAUUGGCCACAUGGAUAUGCAUGGCAGGAACACUGCAAACUACAAUAGUCGCACUUGUAGCAGAGCGUCACUCUGGUUCUAAGGCUUGGGCCAUUGGUUGGGACAUGAGGCUCUUUGCUCCUCUUUACACGGGAGUGGUUAGUUCAGGAAUUGCAUACUACAUACAAGGAUUGGUUAUGAAAAUGAGAGGUCCAGUGUUCACAACCGCUUUCAAUCCUCUUUGCAUGGUGAUUGUUGCUGCUUUGGGUUCCUUCUUCUUACGAGAACGAGUCUAUCUUGGAAGUAUUAUUGGAAGCAUCAUCAUCACAUUAGGACUUUACUCAGUUGUGUGGGGCAAAGCUAAGGAUCACAAACACCAAGAAGCUGAUGAGGACACAAAUAACUCAUUGCCAAUUACAACUACUCCUGCUGCAAAUGAUGAUUCUUCAACCACUAAUAAACCAUCAAGUUAGCACAAAUUAGACGCGUCAUAAUCGUCUAUUGUUCUUGAUUCCAUGCCGAUCAGCUACAAUGUGAUA